AUGAAUGCUCUGGCCUGUAUACUUAAGAGAGGAAUACAAGAAUUAGGGAAGCUAGUGACGACCCUUCCAGCCGCCAAUUACAACCUUCUGAAAUAUAUAUGCAAAUUUCUGGAUGAGGUGCAGUCUCACUCAAAUGAAAACAAAAUGGGUGUGCUGAACUUGGCCACCGUGUUUGGACCAAAUAUCCUCCGUCCUAAAAUGGAAGAUCCAGUAGCUAUUAUGGAAGGCACCUCGCUUGUUCAGCAUCUCAUGACGCUUCUCAUCAGCAAGCAUGAUCGCCUGUAUACUGAAAAAGACUCAGAAACAUCACAGAACCAGAUGGAGGUAAAGGACCAAAGCCAACAACAUCAGCAGUCCAAGCUGGUGGACUGGAUCUCUGAGGAGGAUCUACAGACCUGUAAGAAUGACAACCCUACCAGCAGCAGUGCCUCGUCUGUGGACGCCGCUAUCACCUCCAAGCCGGUGCCUCAGGGAAAGGGAGAGACAGCCGUCAGCCCUAGUAAGCAGGCCAAGGCGCUUCCAGGAUGGAAGUACACCUUCAAAGGCUCCUCUCCCAGGCCGCCGUCCGCAAAAGUCUGUAGCUCCGCGGUGGACGUGUCCACGGCCUCCAGCGGGAACUGGCUCAUGAACGGGCUGUCCUCGCUAAGGGGACACCGCCGCACCUCGUCCGGCGAACGCUCCAGGGAUUCGGGCUCCUCUCAGAGACUGUCUACCUACGACAACGUCACGUCUUCAUCGAGUCUGGGCAGCGUGCUGAGUAUGGACAGCACGCCGUGGUCCUCCUCAUCGUGUGAGAUCUUCGUCCCAGACUCUGGAAGAGACCCGUUAGGAACAGAAGAUGGGCCUCAGACAGAGGCGAGCGCUCAGGAGGAACGGAGCGAGGAGGAAGCAAAGCCCAGCGAACAAGAAGAGGACGUCGGCAGUGCUGUGGAGAACCGCGCGAGCGGAUUGUUUUGCAGUGACAAUGGGAACGUAGCACCGGUCAUUAGAGUCGUGGACGAAGACACAGAUGCAAACGGAGGCCCUUCAUCCCUGGCCAGCAUCGUGGAAGACCUGAAAGAAGAGCUGAGGAAGCAGAAACAGACUUACGAAUCUAGAAUUCAAAAGCUGGAAGAGUCGAGUUCAGUCCUGUGCGCGCAGAUGGAGAGACUCCAGCAAGAGAUGGAACAGGAGAGAAAAAAAAAACGAAUGCUUGAGAUCAAACUGAGAAACUCUGAACGGGCCCGUGAGGACGCAGAAAACCGCAAUCGCCUCCUCGAGAAAGAAAUGGAAGACUUCUUCUCCACGCUGGGGGAUCUGGCUCUUGGAAGCCGGACCAGUGACAUUUAAUGCAAACACACCCAAAGUCCCCAAAUGGACCAGAGCACUCAGGCAUCUCCAAAAAUCAUGUGGACAAAUUUUUGUGUUCAUCAAAUCAGACCUAGUUAAAGGCCUUCCAAUGUGUACCAGUUACUUUUUUCGAGGAGAUUCUCGCCGUUUCAGCAGUGUAGCAUUUAUUAAAGCCAUUAUACAGCUGUUGAUUUACAGCUAUUUCUUUCUGGAAGCUUCAGCUUUAGGUGACAAAGAAACAAAUGGAACGUCUGAAUCUGGUCCUUAAAUCAGUUCAAAUUAUA
This is a messenger RNA of Sinocyclocheilus grahami, 1613 nucleotides long. Its product is annotated as rho GTPase-activating protein 22-like. Gene Ontology annotation, molecular function: GTPase activator activity. The record is from RefSeq and is a predicted model, not a curated record. Lineage: Eukaryota; Metazoa; Chordata; Actinopteri; Cypriniformes; Cyprinidae. Gene Ontology annotation, biological process: activation of GTPase activity; signal transduction. The transcript has 5 exons. The coding region runs from base 1 to 1329 and encodes 442 amino acids. Gene Ontology annotation, cellular component: focal adhesion.